AGGGGGCAGUAAUCACUGGAGGUCGUGUUUAAUUCCAGGCGCUCUUUUACUCUUGUUUGGUGUUGUUCCUCUCAGUCUCAGGAUGCAAAAGUUAACAGAGGAAUAAUAAGCAACGAAACUGGCUCUUAGCAAAGGCUUAUGUAUGUGAAUAUUUUUCAGGGUAGGGAAUUCGGUCGAAUGCUAUAUAAACAUAUCGCUCAAACGGGAGUAUAUCGCACUCGUUAAUGAGAGAAAAGCUCUUAUAUUCAGCAACACGAAGAAAAGUGCAGACAAUAUUAGCUAGCUAGCGAACUAGCAACCAAGCGAACUGUGUGGUCUGUUCAGCUGAACUGUAAAUAAACCCUGUGGUUGUGAAAAUUUCAAGGAUUAUACUUUUUGUGCGACGGAUUGUUUCUUUCUGUUUUUCCAUUUGUUAUUUGUGGACGGAUUAUACACAGAGCUCGUGCCGCCGACAGUACGCCUCGGGCCUGUUGUGCUUCUCUCUAAAAUGCUGUUUAUCCCCCAGUCUUUCAUCUCUGUGUGCUUUAUCACAAAAGUGCACCGCUCUUCGUGUUGAAGUAAUCGGGACCGGGACCCGCCACUCAUGGAAGGCAGACUAUAGUCCGUGCUAUACAUCGCUUACAGCAGCUUAUUUUCACCAAGCUGACCGUCUCUGGAAGAUCUUCUAAACACUGACAUGUUAACAAGCAGACGACUCAAAGCCGCUCAUCUGCUUGCGAGUCAUGUCAAAUUACACUCUUUGUUUGAGGCGUUGGGUCAAGCCUGGUUAAUUGUGUUCUCACAGUUAUUCUGCGUUGGGAGUGUGAUCAACAAUCUCUCCCAGUAGCUGAUCAGCCCGCUUCUCUUGUCCUGCUAUUGACUGAAGUCGCUGAGAUGAACCCGGUAAACGCCACCGCGCUGUACGUGUCGGCGUGUCGCUCUCUUCUGAAGUGCGACCCGAAGGACCCGGAGACGUACGGAGGGCUGUUUAACGUCCUGCCUUUCUUUAGAGACUCCCUAUCCUGCCUGGUGUGUGGAAAUCUGCUUCAGGAGCCACUUGCUCCAAAAAAUUCCUCCUGCCAGCACUGUGUUUGCAAGGGUUGUAAAGGCAAGAAAAUGUUAUUGAAGCCAUCCUGCAGCUGGUGUAAAGACUAUGAGCAAUUUGAGGAGAAUAAUCAGCUCCAGAUUCUGAUCGACUGCUACAGGAGUCUUUGCGAGUGUGUCUCAAUGUGCGUCAUGACAGAGCAGAGUGCCUUGGGGGUUAAAGGUUACCCUGAGGUCAAGAAGAUGCUGGAAGAGGUGUUGGGGGUGAAUCAGGAACAAGAAGAGGUCAGUUCUUUCAAAGACACUUUAGAUGUUCCUCAUCUCAAAACAGAGACCGACUCCUCAGAAAACUCUGCUGACAUCAAGCCGAGUGACCUGGAAAACCCCUCUGAGCAGAUCCCAGAAGAACUAGAGACCCCCAAGCCUGUCAGUGCCGACGAACCUCUGAGAUCUAACUCAGAACUACGCAUGGAUACUGUCACUGUUAACGAUGCAAUGUGCAAAGUUAGCACCGAAUCCAUGCACUUUAGUGCAGAGAAUGCAGGUAUCUUAGAGGACCUAAAAUCUGAAAUUACGAACACGGAGGUUUCAUGUGAACAGACUAAAUCAACACCAGAGCUGUGUCAGCACUCAUUACAGUCCCAAACCAGCGGACACCCGCCAAAGCCUCAGACGGGCCUGACGUGCCUCGCCGCAGCCCACAGAAAAGCGCGCCUGAGCCGAAAGCGCUCUCGCUCUGAGAGUGACAGCGAGAUGCUCCAGCCUCUGCCCAUCACCAGCCUCAUCCAGGGGCCAUCGGUAGCGGCCACAGCUCCACCGAAAACAGCAUUUGAACCGAAAGCACCCUCACCGCCUGCUGUCGUGGUCACUAACGGAGGUGUUUUGAAGGUCAACAGGGCCGUGCUGGAUUCAACUAAAAAUAUCCAGAUAAACACAGACCUUGCUAAUAAGAAAGUUCAGGCCAAGUCUAAAGUGGCCAUCCCGAAGGCGAAAGGCAAGGCAAAGGACAGGCUGCUCUCGGCUAGCGUGUUACCAGGCCAGCCUCCUAAAGUCGUAUACAAAAAGACGCAAGAGAAAAAAGGCUGCAAGUGUGGGCGAGCCACCCAGAAUCCAAGUGUUCUUACCUGCAGGGGUCAAAGGUGCCCCUGCUACUCCAACCGUAAGGCCUGUUUGGACUGCAUCUGCAGGGGCUGCCAGAACUCGUACAUGGCCAACGGCGAGAAGAAGCUGGAGGCUUUCGCGGUGCCUGAAAAAGCCCUGGAGCAGACCAGGCUCACUCUCGGCAUCAACCUCACCAGUAUUUCGGUCAGAAACGCUGGCACGAACCCUGCCGGGGUCCUCAGCCUGUCCGCCGGCUCGCCUAUGGCCUCUUUCCUCUCGUCCAGCGCCGACGAGGACCAGAGUUUUGAAGAUGCUCUCGAGAUGCAUUUUGACUGUUGAUAGCUGUCCUGCUACUGACAUCUCUCUUAGCCGUGGACGAUUCGAACAGAAAUUGUUUGCCAAAACUCUUGUCUGUAGUUUUUCAUGUUCAACCUCUACCGUCAAACACACGCACACACUGCUGUAAUAGAAAGUUACUGUGAAGCUGAGCGUUAUGGCAUAUUUUGUUUUUAUUUUGAAGGAACUGUAUGCUUCUGCAUGACUGUUAUAGUCACAAUGAACUAAGGAUUUGAUAAACAUCUGUUAUUUUUCUUUAAAUGUUCAAUGACCCAAACCUUAAAAUGAAUUUCAUCGGUAUUUGUGAUACAUUUGUCUGCUAACACGUAUGGCACAUUAUAAACUGUCCCAAAGCUAUUCAAGGAUUAACGUUUGUUUACAUUCUGUGGUGACUUUUUUUUUUUUUUCUCAAAUUUAUUUUAAAAUAUAUAUAAAUAUGUAUAUUGCUUCUAAACAUUCAUUGAAGGUAAAAUUAUUCACAGCUUUCUGUAAUGUCUGUUUAACGUCAGAUAAAAUCAUUUGCUUAUGGUGGAAAAUGUAGCACUUAGUCCCAAUAGUGUUAAUGGGUUUAGACACCUUUUCUGGUUGCUGUAGUGAUCAGUUCCUGUGUCAUCCACGACUCUCUUUUAUAGAACUGGGGUGUCCCUUCAGGAUAUUGAAUUAUUUUAUUAUUUUUUGUUAAAUAGAUGGUUUCUUAUUUUUCUGAACAGAAAGUAGUGCUAUGUCACUUUUUUAUUCGUCAUGUUCAAAAUUUGAAAGAAAGACGUUCAAAUUCCAUGUUUGUCAGCGGUUUUAUAAGGAUAAUGAAGCACAAAUAUGUCAUAACAGCUGUUUCUCCAGCUUAAUUUUGUCCUCAUUAUUGUUCAUUGUUAGUUCAGACUGAGCUGGCUGUGUCAUCAGUAGAAUAAUCGACAAAGAUUUCUGAAUGUAAGAGUGUUCAGUGUGUUACCUGAGAAUGUAUUCAUGGCAGUGAUAUUUUUAAAGCAAUAUGAGUAUCAAAAUGAUAGAUUACCAUUUUUUUAAACCGUUUCCCCACACGAAGGCAUCAUAUUUGUUUUGAUGCAGACUGUAAAGGAGUAUUUCAAAAUGUUAUGUUCUUUAAAAGUAUGCCUGAGCACCUUUUAGCACCCAUUGAUGCCUCUUUACUCUGAUCUUGAUUAGUUGUGUUUGUCUUGCAGUUGUGUUGUGAUUCCUGUUUUAGGGACCAAAACUAGAAAUGUGUGUUGAGAAAGGUCAGUGAACACAUCUUUACUGUUACACUGCGCCGUUUCAUGUCUUAUAUAAUGAAGCAGGGUAGACAGUGCUUCAUCUGUGUACUUAAAUAUGCUUGAAAACACUAUCAGUAGGGCUUUGACCAAAUAUUGAAAAUCUUCUUAGUUGAGUCUUGGAUCUUAGUGUGAUAUUGUGUUGUAUUUUCAAACCUUAUAGUUUGGUAGUGUUGUUUUAUUCCUCCUUUUUCUUUUCAAUGGUCAUUACUUGAACUCAGAUUUUAGUUUCUUGAUUUUUUUUGAAUUACUGGAGAACCUCUUAUUAUUGCUGGUUUAUUCACUGCCACAAUGAAAUAAUGAAAAUUGCAGAAAGCAACAAAAAUAAAUUAUAGUUUUUUAUUUCUGGUUUUUCAAAA
Molecule: messenger RNA, 4084 nt
Organism: Ctenopharyngodon idella (grass carp)
Lineage: Eukaryota; Metazoa; Chordata; Actinopteri; Cypriniformes; Xenocyprididae
Gene: msl2a
Product: MSL complex subunit 2a
Exons: 2
Coding region: 874-2463 (529 amino acids)
Cellular component (GO): MSL complex
Molecular function (GO): ubiquitin protein ligase activity
Source: RefSeq, a predicted model, not a curated record